CCAUAACGUACUCUAUUCUGAACAAUUGUACGCAGUUCUGUCUAGCGGCUAUUAUAGAUACACACUCUUGCUGCAUGGCUAUUUUAACCACUUUGGUCUUGGGCCUCCUAGUUCUACAUCAUCAUAACAUAUGUUGGUAAACUUAAGUUCGAGUCUCAGUUGGUAAACUUAAGUUCGAGUCUCAGUGGAAAGAAUUACACCUUUGUACUGCGGUAUAUAGAACCCGAAAACCUCGGCAUGGAAUUCGAUACAAAUGGUUGUUUCCUCGUCCUGUUUUCAUUCACCGCCAAUCUGAUGUGGGGAUGUGUCGCCAAAAGUCUGGGCAUUUUGUUGCCGACGCUGACGGACCAAUUCACCACGUGCAUCUGGAUCAUUGGCAUUAUUGCCUCGCUGAUGGGAAUAGCGUCAAAUUUUGGAGGUCUUCUAACAUUGCCGUUGGAUGAAAGAUUCAGCUGUCGACAUUUGUUAAUCGUCACCAGCGCAGUGGAAAGCAUAGGAUUGUUGUUGUUUUCUCUGUCAAGAACCACCAUUCACAUUGCUCUGGCAUUGGCAGUCAUGGUGGGACCAAACGUUGGAAUUAUCAUGGUUCUGAACAAAGUCUUACUAGGACGCCACUUCCGUGAGCGAUUCACUUUGGCCUGUGGGAUUGGCCAUGCUGGGCAAGCGUUUUCCCUUCUUGUUUUUGCACCGAUGACGCAGCUUUUCCUUGACACAUAUGGCUGGAGAGGAGCGGCGCUGCUUAUUGCUGGAAUCAGUAUGCAUCAAAUAUCAAGUGCUGCCCUAGUCAGAGUCAGCAAAGCACAGUACGAGCCUCUUAUGGAUAGCUCAGAAGCCUCAGAUAACCACCAGGAUAGCAUCGACAAGAGUUGUAAAGCGUCUGUUAUUCAUCUCUUAAAAGCUGUAGAUCUGGGAAUACUGUUGGAGUUCAAGUUUUGGAUUGCGUUCAUGUGUCGUUUCGGAGUGUCCUUUGCCUUCAAUGCUUGGAUGCUGUAUUACGUUCCUCAUCUAGAAGUCAAGGGCUUCCCGCCCCAAGUGGCAGCUGCUCUUUGCUCGGCAGCUGCCGUCGGAUAUUUCCUUGGGUCUAUAUUCUGGGCACGUUUCAUCGACCAAGGCAUCAUGAAAUGCUCAACAGCGAUCAUCGUCAGCAGCUUAUGUCUGACUAUGUCGUUUGUUGUAGAUCCCUGGGUGAAUGACAUCCCUAGCUAUGCCGUCGUCACCUUCAUCUGUGGGUUGUUUACCGCCGCUUUGUACACACUCCAGGACGUCUUGACUAGAGACAUCUAUGAAAUGGAUCGACUUGUGAGCGCCUUCGUAUGGGGUCAGGUCUUCCUCUUCGUACCCGGACUUCUUGCUGGUUUCGUACCUGGCUUGAUAUACGAAGCAAGAGGAAGCUACGACAUGGCGUUUAUCGUGAUUGGCCUGGUACCAACUAUCUGCCUCUUACCGCUCAUUAUUGGGCUACUGCUGAAGACGGUGGAGGGCUUGUGAUGGGCUGUUACCAGUGUCUCCUCCUCGGACAGAGUAUACAGAUAUUUCCAGUGUCGAUCCGGUGAACUGGUGUACUUAUACAUGUAUAUGCUGAUUACUGUUUGUUGCUAUUCAUUUAUAUAUUUGUUUAUUUAUUUAUUUAUUUCAUUUACUUUUUUUGGGGGGGGGGGAGAUGGGGUGUUGAUGCAUAGCACCGACGAACGCGCCUCGAUCCCCUCGACAGGCCAAAUUUCAUGGCACACGAUUUUCUGCUAAUAUUGAGCACUCAGGUCUUCCGGUCUGAUUAACGUGUUGCCAUGACCCAUUAUUGCUACUGCGUCAAUCUUGGUUUUAUUGGUGUUUAUUGUCACAAGUGAUUAUUUAAUUCAUUAGGUAUUUCGUAAAGUCAGCCGUAACAGUUCUUGUUUUCGUUAAAAUUUGCCCCCCCCCGAGACUCUUCUCUGAAGGUUUUUUACACGUUUUUCUUCAAAAAGUUUCUGAACUUUCUACCAGCAACGCCCAGACCACAUGUAUUCCAACCUCCUGAAUCUGUGGUCUCUGAUCUCGCCUGCGAUCCCCCGUCUCUGGGUAAAGUUUUAUUCGCUAUUCGCAAUUCAUACAUACCUAAGACAGUUUACGCAUUUCUAUUGGUCGAAAGCUCGUCAUGUGGCCGGUCUUAAACGGAUAA
This is a messenger RNA of Patiria miniata (bat star), 2155 nucleotides long. RefSeq names its product monocarboxylate transporter 12-like. Gene Ontology annotation, molecular function: monocarboxylic acid transmembrane transporter activity. NCBI's taxonomy places the organism in Eukaryota, Metazoa, Echinodermata, Asteroidea, Valvatida, Asterinidae. Bases 238 to 1488 code for a protein of 416 amino acids. Gene Ontology annotation, biological process: transmembrane transport. The record is from RefSeq and is a predicted model, not a curated record. The transcript is spliced from 4 exons.